CUAAAGGAGCAGAUUAUGACAACAAACGUCUGGGUUCAACAGUUUUGGAAAGACUACAAGCUUCGAUGGGAUCCGCGGGAGUAUGGUGGUGUGGAUCUUCUCCACGUGCCUUCUGACCACAUUUGGAGGCCUGACAUUGUUUUAUAUAACAAUGCUGAUGGGAAUUUCGAAGUUACGCUCACAACUAAAGCUAUGGUCAACUUCCAAGGUUUCAUUGAAUGGAAGCCACCAGCAAUCUACAAAAGUUCUUGUAUCAUUGACGUGGAGUAUUUUCCUUUCGACGAGCAAACUUGUGUAAUGAAGUUUGGUUCCUGGACCUACGACGGAUUUAAGGUCGACCUAAGACAUGACAAGGAGGUACCAGGGACUAAUCUGGUGGAAAUUGGUAUCGAUCUUAGUGAUUUCUACCUGAGUGUGGAGUGGGACGUUCUGGAAGUUCCUGCAGUCCGAAACGAGAAAUAUUACACCUGCUGUGACGAACCUUACAUUGACAUCACUUUCAACAUCAGCAUGCGGCGUAAAACAUUAUUUUACACUGUCAACCUGAUCAUUCCCUGUAUGGGGAUUUCGUUCCUCACAGUGUUGGUGUUUUAUCUUCCUUCGGACAGUGGUCAGAAGGUAACUCUGAGCAUUUCCAUUCUGCUGGCUCUGACGGUGUUUUUCCUCUUGUUAGCGGAAAUCAUUCCUCCGACUUCACUAACGGUACCGUUAUUAGGCAAGUAUUUAUUAUUUACUAUGAUUCUAGUGACGCUUUCCAUAUGUGUGACCGUGGUAGUACUGAAUGUUCAUUUUCGCACAAGCUCCACUUAUCGCAUGAGUCCUUGGGUAAAACGUGUCUUCAUGCAGAUGUUGCCUCGACUUUUACUCAUGCGCAGACCAUCAGAUUCGGCCUCUGAGUCCCGCAAGGUUAUGAUUCGUACCUGUAACGGAACAGAACUUAAGGACUACAACUCUCAAAAUGACUCCUACAGUAGAAGACAAAGCUAUGACAUGGAAUAUGGGUCCGAGAAUAGCUACCCAGGAUGCAGAAUUCAUGGAAACGGCGGGCACGUGCACGCAGCAGUGCCCAAUCCGAUGAUGUCAGGUGAACCCAUGGUGCAAGAGCGUGAAAGAGGUCCAGGACUAAGAAGGCUGCACUUCUGUCCGGAAUUUGAAAGAGCCAUGGAGUCCGUGCACUACAUAGCAGACCACACGAGAAGAUAUGAAGAGCAUAUUAACGUAAAGGAAGACUGGAAGUACGUGGCGAUGGUUCUCGACCGACUGUUUCUCUGGAUCUUUACCGUUGCUGUUUUGGCGGGAACUUGUGGAAUUAUUUUACAUGCACCAACCCUCUAUGACAAUAGGGAACCUGUUGACGUCAAACUGUCAGAGGUUGCCAUGGCAACAAGACAUCAUCAUCUACCUCGAUCGUAA
Limulus polyphemus (Atlantic horseshoe crab) is the source of this 1413-nucleotide messenger RNA. Its product is annotated as acetylcholine receptor subunit alpha-like. Bases 16 to 1413 code for a protein of 465 amino acids. NCBI's taxonomy places the organism in Eukaryota, Metazoa, Arthropoda, Merostomata, Xiphosura, Limulidae. The record is from RefSeq and is a predicted model, not a curated record. Gene Ontology annotation, cellular component: neuron projection; postsynaptic membrane; synapse. Gene Ontology annotation, biological process: chemical synaptic transmission; regulation of membrane potential; nervous system process. Gene Ontology annotation, molecular function: transmembrane signaling receptor activity; acetylcholine-gated monoatomic cation-selective channel activity. The transcript has 5 exons.